AUGGUUAAAGCUGGGGAAAAAAUAUUGUUGCAGCUGCACGAGUUGGAAGAAUUUCGCUAUCAUGCUUAUGAAAAUGCGAAAAUGUACAAGGAGCGAACUAAGAGAAUUCAGGACAGGCGCAUCCAAUCUCGUGACUUUGAACCUAGGCAGUUAGUGUUGUUGUAUAACUCUAGGCUGCAGAUUUUCGGUGGAAAGCUGAAGAGUAAAUGGUCCGGGCCAUUCGAGGUAGUUCGUGUGACUGCACAUGGUGCAGUCGAGCUCCAAAGACCCAACUCGGAUGAGACAUUCUUGGUGAACGGGAAAAGAGUGAAGCAUUACUACGGGGAGGCCACUGACUGCGCAAGGACCACUAUUGAUCUAGAAGAGGCUUGA
Lycium barbarum (goji berry) is the source of this 372-nucleotide messenger RNA. RefSeq lists its product as uncharacterized. Lineage: Eukaryota; Viridiplantae; Streptophyta; Magnoliopsida; Solanales; Solanaceae. The record is from RefSeq and is a predicted model, not a curated record. The transcript has a single exon. The coding region runs from base 1 to 372 and encodes 123 amino acids.